CGUACUUUACGGUUGCGGUUUUAAUAAAAAUGGCUGAACCGAAAGUUGAUCAACAAUUUUCUGAAGAAACUCGAAUAAAUUACGACACUAAGGAAGCGAUCACUGAUGGCAUUAUCGACCUUUUAAAGCCAUCUGUUGUUGAAAUUGACGACAGAGUAAGAACUGUGAGGGAGAGUCAAGUUGAGUUAAGACAGCAGAUUGAUAGCCUUGCAGCAGAUUUGCAUGUAAUUUCUGAGAACCAGCAAGUUCCGGUUGACCUGGAAUCAUAUGUGAAGAAACUAAACAACUCAAGGCGCCGUGUGAUGCUGGUCAACAACAUACUGCAAAACGUUCAGGAGCGAUUGAAUAAACUGUACAGCAAUGUUUCAAAAGAGACAGCCCGCCGGAAAGCCACACUGGACCCCGGAAGGCCAAAAUAGAAUGAAACAAGGAUAAUGUAUGAAAAAAGAUGUGGGAUUAAUGACAUUGAUGCAUUCCAGUGCUUUGCAUAUUUGUAAUUACAUGCUGAAGUCUUUAUUUUUGUACAUAAGAACAAGUUAAUUGGGGAUAGUUCUUCAAAAUAUUUGUAAAUGCGGUUUCAAGAGAUGAUGAAAACUAGUGAAGACUUCCACUGUGUUAAACUUUAUAUUAUUUACAGCUUUAAAUAGGGGAGUGAUUAAUGUAGAUUUAUGCUUUUGGAGCAUAUACUUGCCACAUCCUCAGUGCAUCCAUCCAUGCUUCCAACUCGUGUUCAGUCUUUUUCUGAGCAAACAGUGGCUGGUAUUCGAAGAAAGAUUAUGGGUAACUUUAGGAUGAAAGAUGAACAUACAUGUAUUAUCAGCAUGUUCCAGCUUGGUGUUUUUCACACAGUUAUGGCCCUUUUAACUUCUCUUGUUUGAUAUAAGACCAGCCUGUCACACUAUUUGUGUCACAGCUUUUUCUGAGCUAUUAAAGCUUUUAAUUUCAAUGACCCCUUAUGGGGAAGCUUUACUUACAGGAGAUGGUAAUAUUUUCAGCACGUUAAGGUUCAGUGAUUUUUCACUGAGUAAUGGCUUUUUCAAUCGAUAUGUAGUGUAAGAGGUCCAUUCGCGUCCAGGCUUUUUCUCAGCAAUUACUGGCUAGAAUUCAUAACACCUUAUAAGUUAUGGAAAUCUUUACUUACAAGAAUGUUCAGACAAUUUACAGCACAUUCCCAAUCUGUUAAUUUUCAAGGAGUUUGUACCCCGUGAGGGAACACAAUGGUACCUAGUUGAUUCAACACGCCAUCAUAAUACAGAUUAAAGAUAUCUUAUCGCCUUAAUAGUUGAUCAAUAUGUGCAAUAUUAUUUGUUAAUUUUUAAGCUUGUCUGUUUUCAAACAAAAGUUCUGAUAUUGUCAUAGCCUUGGUUUAUGUGUCACAUUGGCCAUUACUAAAAAGCUGUUCAAUAUAUUCAAAUGAAACUUAAUAUAUACCUUAUAUCAGUGAGAAUAUGCAGAUGUAUAGUAAGGCUCAUAACUCUGUAUGUAGUAAUCAUGAAGUUAUGUCCCUUGUUUUACCUGGGGAGAAACAACAGACAACAGCGUUGACUUUUUAUUUGGUCCUUUUGUUGUAUGAAUGUAGUGCUCAUGUUGUAAGAAUUUCAGCUGCAGCUGACUUAUAAAAAGUUCAUGCUGAUAUAAAUUGUGUUUUAAAGUAAAUGAUGGUGUACAUUGUAUUUAUGGAAGAUUCUGGAUAUAGUUUCAGUUUCUGAUUAUCACUGUUUAUGAUUCUUGCAUUACUGUGUUGUUAAUGUACCUUAAAAUAUAUGAAUAUAGUAUGUAUAAAAAUC
This is a messenger RNA of Mya arenaria, 1787 nucleotides long. Its product is annotated as SNARE-associated protein Snapin-like. Gene Ontology annotation, cellular component: synaptic vesicle; BORC complex; BLOC-1 complex. The coding region runs from base 30 to 419 and encodes 129 amino acids. The transcript is spliced from 4 exons. Gene Ontology annotation, molecular function: SNARE binding. The record is from RefSeq and is a predicted model, not a curated record. NCBI's taxonomy places the organism in Eukaryota, Metazoa, Mollusca, Bivalvia, Myida, Myidae. Gene Ontology annotation, biological process: lysosome localization; endosome to lysosome transport; regulation of synaptic vesicle exocytosis.